This is a messenger RNA of Octodon degus (degu), 2478 nucleotides long. It is a transcript of the gene Pla2g3, whose product is annotated as phospholipase A2 group III. The transcript is spliced from 7 exons. The record is from RefSeq and is a predicted model, not a curated record. NCBI's taxonomy places the organism in Eukaryota, Metazoa, Chordata, Mammalia, Rodentia, Octodontidae. Gene Ontology annotation, biological process: phospholipid metabolic process; arachidonate secretion. Bases 67 to 1590 code for a protein of 507 amino acids. Gene Ontology annotation, molecular function: A2-type glycerophospholipase activity.
CUGCCUUGUGGGCUGCCAGGGAUAGGCAUCAGGGGGCUUUGUCUGACCAGACUGAGCUUAGUUAAAAUGGGGGUUCUGGCAGUGAUGUUGGGGGUGCUGGGCUUCUUGGGGGUGGCUCCAGUUGGUUUUGCUGCCUACUACUGGGGCAACACCUCCUGCCACUACUGGACCAAACGCGUUCCUGGCAGCCCUCUGGGGUCCCUCAGCUUCCUUAGCAAGGAUGCCCAGGGUCUGGCUCUGUUCCAUGCCCACUGGGAUGCUCACGGAAGGCUGCAGGUAUGCAGCAGGCAGGAUGAGCUGGAGCUCAUUGAAGUCUUCAGUGACCUCUGUGCUCGUGAGCCCACCCGAGGCUUCUUUAUCCACACACCAGGAUCAGAGCUGCUGAGAGCACUGGCCACCCUGUACAGUCAGUGGGAAACCUGCCAAAGGCCUUCCAGGCCCAGGGUAAAGCGAGCAGCAGAGCCGAGUGGAGCACCAGGCAGAAGGCACUUGCGAAUGAAGAGAGGAUGGACCAUUCCUGGCACUUUGUGGUGUGGAGUUGGGGACUCUGCUGGGAACUCCUCAAAGCUGGGGCUCUUCCAAGGAGCUGAUCUCUGCUGCCGGGAACAUGACCACUGCCCACAGACCAUCUCACCUCUGCAGUACAACUAUGGAAUUCGAAACUUUCGAUUCCACACCAUCUCCCACUGCGACUGUGAUGCCAGGUUCCAGGAAUGCCUGAGGAACCAGCAUGACUCCAUUUCAGACAUCGUGGGUGUGGCCUUCUUCAAUGUGCUGGAGAUUCCCUGCUUUGUGCUGAAGGAGCAAGAAGCGUGUGUGGAGUGGUACUGGUGGGGCAGGUGUAAGACAUAUGGCUCAGUGCCCCUUGCCCACCUCCAGCCCAGGAUCUUUUACAAUGCUUCUUGGAAUUCCCUGGCCACCUCCAUGCCUCCCAGCUCCCAGAGCCCACCCCCCACUAAGCCACAAGGGAAGCAGCACUCUCAGAAGAGGCGGAUGCAGCAAAAGGGGUCUAGGCAGCCCAGCACAGCCAAUGCCACAGUCUUCCAGGCUCCUGUGGUCUCCUCCAGACCUGAUGUAACCCUUACAGCCCAACUGGUAGUCCCUCAUCCAGCCCGCCAUGGUCUACAGGGUGGUCCCAAAGCUCAGCGCACCCGCUGGGCCUGCAGCAGCUUCCGCCUCCUGGACCAAUGUGGACACCAGAUCAGGCCUCAGGAAACCAAGUUCCAGCUGCUGAACAGUGCCCAAGAGCCCCUCUUCCACUGCAAUUGCACACGCCGCCUGGCACACUUCCUGAAGCAUCACAGAUCACCUGAAGGUGCCAACAUGCUUUGGAAACGGCUGGGCACUACCUGCUUGAAGCUGGCCCCUCCACUGGACUGUGCUCAGGAGAAAGGCUGCUCCGGAGAACCUAGAGCCAUCAAGGUGUCAGCUCGGCACUUGUUGAAGCUUCAGCAAAGACAACUCCAACUCCAGGAUAAAGGCACUGAUAAGGGGCAGGCAUGGCCUUUGCAACCCCCCAUGUCAUUCUACAACCAGUGCCUGCAGCUAACUCAGGCAGUCUGGAGACCCACAGGGCAACAAAAGUUCUAGUCAGUGAUCUCAGUUCCAGCUUUCCUAGGCACCAGCUUGCACCUUGUCCCUGGCUUCCUAGGACUCUUGGCUUCCUCUCCAUACAUUGGACUGCAGCAUGGUAGAGGCUGUUGAGGACAGCCAGGAGGCUCCAUGGGGUGGGGGGUGCACCAGGCCCAAGUGCUGGACCACAUUUCCUGCUGUGCUGGAGGACCUUGAGCUGGUGACACAACCUCUGUGUCUGGAUAUGCUGUUCAAAAGGCUCACUCUGAUGAGCUUGGGCCUUGACUGAGAAACACACAGAUGGAGAUGGGGAGAGAAUAACUUACUGCAGCAUCACCAGCGGGUUCCAAGAAAAAGUACAUGCAUAUCCAUGCCACGGCAUUAAUGUAUAGCUCAAGAAGCUUAGGGGAGCCCCAGCGCCUGGCUACGAGACCAGGAGCAGCAGGUAGGAAAUGAGAGAAGUCACAGAAAUGCCUACAUCUGAAUCCAGGAUGGGGGUGCUGGAAAGUAGCCUUUCCAAGUCUGCUUCUCCCAGGGAGGCUCUUUGUUUUAAUAGGUGUUUUGUCUUUCCUAGUCCAGACCUGGACUAUUCUUUCUGUCCUAAACCUAAAUUCAAAUCUCUAUGCUCUCAGGCAAGGAACCUCCCUCUCCGUACUCUGACUCUUGGUUCUCUCAUCUGAAAAAGGUGAUUGUACACAUGAACUACCUCAUAUAUAUAUUCAGUUAACACUUAGUAAACAUUUUCUCCCUUCAGCACCCAGCCAAAGAGUUUGCUCUUGAGAGGCUGACAUAAUCUCUUAGAGGCCUCAGUUUGCUCAUUUGUAAAAUAUUUCUAGGAAUGGCACAGAGCCCACAAGGUUGUGGUAUGGAUUAGAGAUGGCAUGUAUCCUGUAUAUAAUUGGUGCC